Dermacentor albipictus is the source of this 2366-nucleotide messenger RNA. Its product is annotated as calcitonin gene-related peptide type 1 receptor-like. Gene Ontology annotation, molecular function: calcitonin receptor activity. NCBI's taxonomy places the organism in Eukaryota, Metazoa, Arthropoda, Arachnida, Ixodida, Ixodidae. Gene Ontology annotation, biological process: cell surface receptor signaling pathway; adenylate cyclase-modulating G protein-coupled receptor signaling pathway. Gene Ontology annotation, cellular component: plasma membrane. The record is from RefSeq and is a predicted model, not a curated record.
UGGUCGGAAGCAUUCCUUUACGUAGACGGGGCUUACCCCCAAAGCCUCCUCGCAAAUCCCCAAAUGCCCGAGACAGACGAACUGUGAACAAAAUGAUGACUACAACCAAGCGCAUGCGCCUCACAUUGCUGGCCUGUGUGUGCAUGCUGCCCCGGUGUCAUUCUGGGACGACGCAUAGCCCUCGCACGGAGAAGGUAUUUGCCAAGCUGAGAGCACUCUACGAUUGCACCAAGUUGGCACUCUCUGAAUCCGGUCACAAUGACACUGGAGCCAGGUGCAACAGGACGUUCGACGGUUGGCACUGCUGGCCACCGGCACCAGCGGGAGCCAUAGCCUGGGCGCCGUGUCCGGACUUCCUUCCUGGAAAAGUGAAUUUUUCUGCGGCAGCGAAGUAUGACUGCCACUUCGAUGGUUCAUGGGAUGGCGACGCUGCUGACUACACAUCCUGCACCAACUCACCCACUGAAGCAUCCGAAGUGAUGCUCUUGCAGCGCAUUGCCGAAGAUUUAGGCGACGACAUGCCUUGGGAACGCAACCUGCACAGCGGUGAGGACGGGAUCGUAGAAGAGAAGAUAGGAAACUUCAAGGACUGCCUCGAGAAUGUCCUCCUAAAACCGUUUCCUCAUUCAGGUUUCAACGAGUCCAUCUGUCCCAGAACGUGGGAUGGCUGGAGCUGCUGGAACGAUACGCUUCCUGGUCACACAGCUUACGCACCUUGCCCUCAAUUUGUGGCCGGAUUUGUACCGUACAGACAGGCGCACAAGGCGUGCACUUCUAACGGAACUUGGUUUCGUCAUCCCGUCACUGGCCAGGUCUGGUCCAACUACACGGCUUGCGUCGACACCCACGAUCUGCAGAACGGCAACUUGGUGAACUCGCUGUACGUCGUUGGAUAUGCAAUAUCGCUGGUGGCUCUGUCUUUGUCCCUCAUCAUAUUUUUUUCUUUCAGUUCACUUCGUUGCAGGCGAAUAACUAUCCAUAAAAACUUGUUCACGUCGUUCAUUGUCAGCAACUUCUGCUGGGUACUUUGGUACAUUCAAGUCGUCGCAGGAACACAUGUAAUCGAACUGAACCCGAACUGGUGCCAGGCCCUGCACGUGGUGACGCAAUACUUCCUGCUAUGCAACUACUUGUGGAUGUUCUGCGAGGGUCUGUACCUGCACACGCUGUUGGUACUUGCGUUCGUCGACGAAGACAAGGCCAUCAAGUGGUUCGUGCUCAUAGGCUGGGGUUUUCCCUUACUUCCAACUGUCGCCUACGCCGUUGCACGUGGCUCAGAUUCAGACGCAUCGAGACUGUGCUGGGUGGAGCAUGAUGUGUGGUACACUUACAUACUGAGUGUCCCUGUGUGCUUUUCAAUGCUGCUCAGCUUUGCCUUCCUCGUGAACAUCCUGAGGGUUUUGGUAUCAAAACUAAGAGCUGUCAAUUCUCGGGACCGGGAGAGUGCUAGGAAAGCUGUGCGGGCCACACUGAUUCUCCUGCCCCUCCUCGGCCUUCACUACGUUGUGACGCCAUUCCGCCCGGAGAGGGAUCGCAUCUGCCUCACGUACGAGAUCUUCUCGGCCCUCGUCACAUCUCUGCAAGGUCUUUGUGUGGCACUCCUGUAUUGUUUCUUUAAUGAAGAGGUUCUUGCAACUCUUCGCAAAGCGCUGUCGCAGACUCCGUGUGCCAGGACGGAAUGGCGUCGUAUGUCCUUCGCCAACUCAACCAUCACUUUCCUGUCAAGAAGAGCGUCCGACGGCAAAGGCUUAUCGCCAUCACCUGGAAACAUUCAGCAGUCCCUGCUGUGAAAGAAAUUAAAGGUGGAAAAAUAUACAGCCCAAUACUCGUCGUCAUCAUGCGCAUUCUGCCCGUCCACGUGUGAUAAUGCGAGGCCUCACGAAUCUUUAGACAUGAACCUCGAUGAACACCACCUGACAUCGGUUACCCUGACAGCCGAACUCUGCAAGCCAUGGGUAAACUUCGGUACACCAGCCACUGCAGACAAAGCAGUAGUACAGCAACCUUAGUACGUUGGUUUAAGAGCCCACAGAGUGCGAAAAAGGACGAUUACACGACAUAAACUGUACGAGUGAAGCGCUUUCACGUAAGAGGCGCCGUACUAGUAAGUACGGCACCUCUUUCCUAUGCAAUCCGCAUUAGGACACCUACAGAGCUUUGGGCCUAAAGGACGAAAUUUUGAAUUGGAUAGGUGUGUUUCCGAGCUGUCCGUGACUUCCUUACUGUGCGUGUGUAUACAUGCCGUGACAAUGGCAUUUGCAUGCUGGGGACUUAGCAGUAAAAAUCAGAGUGAAGGUCUUCAGUAAAUGAGUGAAGGUCUUCUUCUGAGGAAACUAUUGUUUCCGCAAUUCGAUUUUUCCUGCGAA